AUGUCCUACGAUUAUUCUCAAAAGACUUGGGUUCCUGUCGAUGGUAAAGAUGGAGUAUCAAAAUUAUACGUUUUACAUAAUGCGCAAACAAACAUGUAUCGUGUCGUGGGUAGAAGACAGAACGAUUCAGGAGUAACAAUCAAUGCUUGCUUACAUCAUAAGCUUAAAUAUACUCAAGCGGCAGCUUCGUUCCAUCAAUGGCGUGAUCAACGUCAAUUUUUCGGUUUUAAUUUUGCCAGUCAGGACGAAGCUAAUAAAUUCUAUCAGGUCAUCAAGGAAGCAUUAGACGGUUUAGUUGCUGCGGCACAAUCAUCGAUCGCUAUGGGAGUUAACAAGAAAAAUCAAACUUUACCAAGGAGUUUUCGACCACCGGUUGGCCUUACUGAAAAUUCAGGCGAGCCAUCACGUCCACCCCUUUCCAACAUGAAUCGGCCUUCUUCUACUAUAAUUGGAGGAUCAGCUCCGUCAACUCCUGGUCUUGAUCAAAAACAUGCUGCAUUUGAUGCACCGCGAAGCGUGAAUGUUGGAAACGUUAGUAAUAGUCAUCAGGUUAUAUCAGCACCAACUUCAAAUGUGUCGAAGGUUAUGCCUACGCCAGUAGCAGCCGCUCCACCACCAGCGCCCGCUCCACCACCAGCGCCCGCUCCACCAGCAGCGCCUGCUCCACCGCCAGCACCAGCUCCACCACCAGCGCCCGCUCCACCACCAGCUCCAACUCCAAUGCCUACAUCGAUAACUACUUCAGGGCCUCCUCCACCUCCACCGGCGCCAACACCUACGUCCUUAAUGGCUGGUAGUCACUCUCUACGAAGUGUGGCCCCACCUACUGGUGGUUCACAACCACCACCACCACCUCCACCACCUGCUCCAACAGCUAAUUCGAACGCUAACUUACCUAGUAAAGGUGGAUUACUAAGCGGUCUGUCUUCCGUAAAACUAAGAUCAGUAGCCACCAAGGAAAAAAAACAAAACAAUGCUCCUGCGACAAGUAGUGGUAGUGGUGGAGGUUCUAUUAUGUCAGAAAUGCAUAGGAAAUUGGCUGAACGAUUCGCAAGUAGCAAUAAAUCCGAGCUUCGAAAUCUAAUACAGACUUACUUAUAUAGGCAAUCAACUGCCCCGUCAAAUCUAUCUGCCAGUGCGGUUGAAGCAAUUUUUGAUAAAAUGAAAGAAGAUAUUAUGGAUGCUGUUGGAAGAUAUAUUGAUAAUGCGAAAGCAGAAGUACUGCAAGCUGUCAAUUCGACAAGACUUUAA
This is a messenger RNA of Trichoplax adhaerens, 1251 nucleotides long. RefSeq lists its product as uncharacterized. The record is from RefSeq and is a predicted model, not a curated record. The coding region runs from base 1 to 1251 and encodes 416 amino acids. The transcript is spliced from 9 exons. Lineage: Eukaryota; Metazoa; Placozoa; Uniplacotomia; Trichoplacea; Trichoplacidae.